AUGAAUAUGCCUUCCUAAUUCGUAGUUUCUGAUCGUUAACUUUUUGAUUUCAAGAAACCUCAGAAUAAAUCAGAUUCAGAAGAAGAAUUGCAGUUAUAACAAUAACUCCUGUAAAAUUACACCAGAAGAUAGAAAAAGCUUUUGGAUAUUGAAGCCAUAAAAUAAGAGCUAAACAGUCGACCCUAAAUUGAUUCUGAAGUUAGUCCCAGGAUUGGUAAAAUGUCAUCUCGGUUGAGGGCUAAAAGUCCACCUAAUUUUAUACUUCCCACUUCUCCAUUAUUGAUAGAAUAAUUGCAAUCGGUUAGUUCCAUCAAAUUGAUGAAAGAACAAGUCCCAGUUGAAAUUAUGAAUAAGGUCUACUCUGAGUUAAGAUAUUCAUAUGUUCCUGCAAAUACUGCAGUUUAUAGGUAAGGAGACUCAAAUAAAAAAUAUUAUAUCCUUUUAGAUGGAAAAUGUGUAGUGAUGAAACCUAAAGACAAAAUGGUUGGUUUUCUUAAGUUAGAGUCGGAAUAAGAAGGCAAGGCUAAACAACAAAAUAUGAGAAGGAAUGAUCCUGAUCCCUAUGGAUUGAAGAGUGCUUUUCCAGAUUAUAAAGUUCUCAAAGUCUUAAUCAAUGGAGACGCUUUCGGUGAAGCAGCAAUCAAAAUGUACAGUCCAAGAGCUUCUACUGUUUUUGCAAUUGAGAACUCGCAUCUCGUAUUCCUUAGUGAACAAGCCUAUUUAUAACUUUUAGAUCCCUUUCUUAGUAAAUCUUUGGAUGAUAAAAUAAACUACUUUACUCAAACUCCAAUUUUCAAAGAAAUUGACUUCGAAUUGAAUGAAAUUAUGGGGAUCCUUAUAGAGUGUCAUCAAAUCACAUAUAAAGCAUCAGAAAUACUGUAUGAAGAAAAUGAAAGAUCCAAUCACAUAUAUUUCAUAAUUAAUGGCUAAGUAGAAUUGUCUAAAUAGUUGAAAUCUAAACAAAUCGUUCUGUCCUCUUAUGGUGAAUAUCAACAUUUUGGAGAAGUGGAAGUUUUCCAUAACAUACCAAGAUUUACUAGAGCAAGGGUGAUAUCUCCUAGACUUACUGUGUAUAAAAUUGGACAAUCUAAAUUCUUUGAUAAUCUAGGAAAUAUACAAAUUUAUGAAAACUUUAAAAGUACUUCAAAAGUAAUACUUAAACAUUGGACUCUAAUUUUUGAAACAGCCAAAUCUUAAGUUAAUUAAAAAGAUGAAAUCUUCCAAGCAGCUCAAGAUCAAUUAACUAAUCGAAGAAAUGAAUCCUCAAAAUAGAUUGUUAACAAAUAGAUCAUAGAAGUUCAGGGAGAUAAACUCAGUCAAGUCAAAGUGUUCCAAAAUCUUGCAGACAGUAAUAUUCAGGAUAUUAAAUCUAUUGGAAAUUCACCCAUUAAAACUAUUUUAUAACGGGUCUACAGCAACGCACUUUAGCAAUACUAGGCUAAAUUACUUAAGAUGCCUUUAUAAACCCAAUGUUCUGAUGAUCAUUGUAUUAGAAGUCAUAAAGAUAAAACCUUCUUUUAUACCGAAAGGAGUAGUCCAGAGAGAAGGAGAAAUAGCCAGUUGAAUCCGAGAUUACCAACUAUGGCCUAGAACUCAUCUUCAAAUUCUAAAGUAGAUUUGAAUUAGGUCUUUGAGUCAAUUAGUAGGUUGCCUAGAAUUCCAAGAGAUAACCUUGUUUUAUCUUUGAUGUAUUAAUAGGCAUACAAAUCAGAGAACCCUGAGAAAAAGGCCAAAUAGAUUUAAUAAGUAAUUUAAGCCUCCUUUCGAAAUGUCAAAGGAGAUUUGAAAUCGAAAGACAAAGUUGUAUCUGGUUGGAAAUAUAAAUCGUCUGAUUAAAUUAUUAAGAACUUAAAAUAAAGUGAUGCAAGCUAAGAGAAGAGGUUUAAAGAAGACUACAUGGUUUUCGUUUAAUCUAAAAGACUAUCUUGA
Paramecium tetraurelia is the source of this 1929-nucleotide messenger RNA. RefSeq lists its product as uncharacterized. NCBI's taxonomy places the organism in Eukaryota, Ciliophora, Oligohymenophorea, Peniculida, Parameciidae. The transcript has 4 exons. The record is from RefSeq and is a predicted model, not a curated record.